CCUGCCAUGACCUCGAGUACACCGGCUAAGUGUACUGAAAAGAAGGUGACUCGGACGGCGCCGCCAAGUUCCUGAGCCACAUCCCCUACGACGAGAACUAUGACCCCGAUGAGCUGGACCCCGAUAUGCCCGACUUCGACGCCGACGUGAAGAUUCCGGGGCGUCACUACCCCAAGCUGCCCUACGGACACCCGUUCCACACCCACAACGCGGGGGGCGCCUCCCACCACGCCCAGUCCUACCAACCCGGACACGCGGGCGGCUCUCAGCCGCCCCACGGUCAGACGGGGCACUGGUUGGGCCAAAGCUACCACCCCGACCAGGGACCCGCCAGCCCAAGGCACGACCAGGGGUUCCAGUCCGAUCACGGCGACGACCAGGACUACUACCAGAACAAUCAGCUGUACGACCAGACCCAUCGCAAUGGCGGCACGGGGUACGGCCAAGGGACGGGUGGCGGAGGCUGGCGGAAAGACGAGGACGAAGAUGAUUACAACGACUUCGACGACGACCACGACCCAGAGGAAGACAGCCAAGUGUCAGCCACGCAGAUACCGUCAGGCCCGCAUUUCGACAGAUCGCUCCCUCGCAGCAUCACGGUGCAGGCGGGGAAGACAGCGAGGCUUGUGUGUCGCGUCUUCGACAUCGGAGAGACAUCGGUGUCGUGGAUCCGGGUGGGAGACCUGCACAUCCUGUCGGUCGGGAAGUACAAGUACAGCACGGACAGCCGCCUCUCCGUGGUCUUUAACGAGCCCGAGCAGGAGUGGGUGCUGCAGAUCGCGGGCGUGACGGAGAGCGACGCGGGGAUGUACGAGUGCCAGAUCUCGACGAAGCCGGUCCUCAGCUUCAUGGUCAGCAUGGAGGUCGUAGCUGAGACCUUCACCACGACGCCCUUCCCGAAGCUGAGCGACGUAGAGGAGCCGCAGGUGAAGCAGUCGCAGACGGAGCAAUCAGUGCCCAGCGCGACCAUCGUGAAUGGACCGGAGAUCUUCGUGCACCGCGGUUCCCUCAUCAACCUCACGUGCAUCGUCGACCACACCACCGAGCGCCCUCUCUACAUCGUAUGGUACCAUUACAACAAGGUAAGUACCAUUCACUGUCGUUUGGAACGCAGGCAAGGUUGGUAAGUAUCUAUUUGCCCU
This is a messenger RNA of Penaeus chinensis, 1142 nucleotides long. RefSeq lists its product as uncharacterized. The record is from RefSeq and is a predicted model, not a curated record. The transcript is spliced from 5 exons. Gene Ontology annotation, cellular component: neuron projection membrane. Bases 126 to 1127 code for a protein of 333 amino acids. Lineage: Eukaryota; Metazoa; Arthropoda; Malacostraca; Decapoda; Penaeidae. Gene Ontology annotation, biological process: synapse organization.